Messenger RNA from Nematolebias whitei (Rio pearlfish), 1681 nucleotides. It is a transcript of the gene acp7, whose product is annotated as acid phosphatase 7, tartrate resistant (putative). The record is from RefSeq and is a predicted model, not a curated record. NCBI's taxonomy places the organism in Eukaryota, Metazoa, Chordata, Actinopteri, Cyprinodontiformes, Rivulidae. Bases 183 to 1544 code for a protein of 453 amino acids. Gene Ontology annotation, molecular function: acid phosphatase activity; metal ion binding. The transcript has 14 exons.
CCCUGGCGUGUGCGUAUAUCCUUAAUUCACUUGUUUGUUUGUUUUCAGCUCGUGCACAAUGGAAGUGGAAAACAAGAUCAGCUGGUUUUGUCAACACGUCAUCAUCCACCUCUGCACUUCUCGCUGACUUUGCUGUUUUUGGUGCUGGGUUUUCAUUAUUUCCGCUGACUACAGAUUAAACCAUGUGCACCAAAGCACGACGUUCAGUGCAGCAGCUCGGUGUCAGAAUGGCACCUGUCUGUGCUGCCUUGGCUUUGUUAAGCCUCACUCAUCUGCUUGUGUUUGGUGUUGCUCCUAUUUGGACCCAGCCGGAGCAAGUGCACCUCUCAUAUGCAGGACCCAAUUCCAUGGUGGUGACCUGGACCACCUUUAGUAAGACACAGAGCAGGGUGGAGUAUGGUCUUGUAGGUGGCCGGCUCUUUGAGAUGAAAGCUGAAGGCAACGCCACGCUCUUUGUGGACUCGGGAGCAGAGAAGAGGCACAUCUUUAUCCACAGAGUCACUCUUACAGACCUCAAACCUGCUGCUACAUACGUGUAUCACUGUGGUGGCGAUGAAGGCUGGAGCGACGUAUUCGUCUUCACGGCGCUGAACGACAGCUUAAGUUUCAGUCCCAGGUUUGCAUUCUAUGGAGAUCUGGGCAAUGAGAACCCUCAGUCUCUGGCCCGACUUCAACAAGAGACUCAGCUCAGCAUGUAUGAUGUCAUACUGCACAUAGGGGACUUUGCCUAUGAUAUGGAUGAGGACGAUGCCAGAAUUGGAGAUGAGUUCAUGAGGCAGAUCCAGUCCAUAGCAGCUUACGUUCCCUACAUGACCUGUCCAGGCAACCAUGAAGCUGCAUACAACUUCUCCAACUACAGGAAUCGCUUCAGCAUGCCCGGCCAGACUGAAAGCCUCUGGUACAGCUGGAACCUGGGGUCAGCACACUUUAUCUCCUUUUCCACCGAAGUGUACUUUUUCCCUGAAUAUGGCAUGGAUCUUCUCUUCAGGCAGUACGAAUGGCUGAAGAACGAUUUGGAGGAGGCCAGCAAGCCUGAGAACAGGGCGCUCCGUCCCUGGAUCAUCACCAUGGGACACAGACCCAUGUACUGCUCCGACGAUGACCAGGAUGACUGUACCAAGUUUGACUCUUGGGUUCGACUGGGGCGCAAAGACAUCAAACCACCUGCUCCUGGUCUAGAGGAUUUAUUUUACAACUAUGGAGUGGAUUUGGAGCUGUGGGCACACGAGCACACAUAUGAGAGACUUUGGCCCGUCUAUGGUGACAAGGUGUACAAUGGAAGCACAGAGCAUCCGUAUGUAAACCCCAAGGCUCCAGUGCACAUCAUAGCAGGCUCUGCUGGCUGCAGAGAGAGGACAGACAGGUUCAAUCCAAACCCCAGAGAGUGGAGCGCGUUCCGCAGCACAGACUACGGCUACAGCCGAAUGCAAGUGGUGAACGCCACACACCUUUAUUUGGAGCAGGUUUCUGAUGAUCAGUAUGGCAAAGUGAUUGACAGCACAUGGAUAGUGAAAGAAAAACAUGGCUUCUCUGCCUGGUUUUGAAGACCUUAAAAAUGAAGAUCUCAUCACAAAAUCACCCUGAACUUCAAGAAACCUCCACAGUUUUGCCACACUACAUCAGUUAUGCAGAAAAAAUAAUUUAAAAAAGGUUUUCUAAUUCCUUUUUUGUUGUACAGUGG